AAGAAAUCACAAAGGAAGAACAACAAUUGGCAAACCAACUAGGGAAAGAACUCGACCAAGUCAAAGAUUCGAUACAAGAAAAAUUGAAAAACAUAGUGAAUCAUUGGAAAUUAAUAACCAUUUGCAUAGAUAUUCUGAUUAUAUCAAUCGUAUUAAUCAUUAUCAA
Messenger RNA from Loa loa (African eye worm), 166 nucleotides. RefSeq lists its product as hypothetical. The transcript has a single exon. The record is from RefSeq and is a predicted model, not a curated record. Lineage: Eukaryota; Metazoa; Nematoda; Chromadorea; Rhabditida; Onchocercidae. The annotation marks the transcript as partial.